CCGGGCUUUUACCCGCGGUCCUGCUUCAUCUGCAGCUUAUUAAGACCUGCGUGGAGUAAAUACUGAGUUUAUGCAUUACUGCAGCGGAGAAAAAAAGCCCAGGAUGGAGAUAAUUUAGCUGGGUUAGCCAGGCUAAGCUACGGAAGGGCUUCUGGCUGCAGGAAAUCCAUUCAUUCAGACAGGUCAGGACAGGUCAAGGGAAGGAUGGGAAGGCAGAGGAAGAGGAAUGUGACGGGUGAUGGAGUUCCUCACACACGGAAAGAGGAGAAACCCGCUCUGCCGAGUCGCAAGGAGAAAAAAAAGAAGACUGACAUCGGCAAGGUUUUCAUCAACAUCUCCAUCGCCUUGUGCAUUUUCAGCCUCGCCUGGUUCUUUUAUGCCCUGUAUAUGCGCUCAUCCUUGGCCAGGAGAGUAGUGACCCUGCACCCUUCAUCACGGGUUUUAGACUCGAAUAGCACCAGUGCUGCCGUGUCCCCGGAGAGGUUUUGGGGCACCUAUCGGCCACAGGUGUACUUUGGGAUGAAAACAAGAAGUCCAAGGUCUGUUGUGACAGGCUUGAUGUGGAUGCGUCAGUUCUCUGAAAUGGAUGUGAACCUUCGGCACACGUGCGAGCAGGGCGACCGCUUGCCGGGCUAUGGCUGGCUGAUGCACGACGGAGUCAACUUUGGUGUCCAGGAGAUCCAUGACAACGAUUUUACCCUCACAACAGAGUUUGUGAAGCGAAUGGGAGGGGAGCAUGGAGGCGACUGGACCUGGAGGAUCACUGCCAAACAGCAUAGCUCUGCCCCCCAAGCUCCUGUCAUCUCGCUGAUGUUCUACGCGGCUGCAGAUACUCAGGGUUCCCUGCAGGCUCACGUGGAAGAGAGAAGUCGUCUGAGUUCUGUCACCGGAACUUCGGAAGAACUCGGAAACUUCAAGAUCACUUUCCGCAAACCCACUGCUGGAGGGGCUGCUAGCGGCAAAUAUGCCAGCUAUAAUUACUUGCAGACGCUCAGCCCUGGACUUGACAGGCUGACAGACAUAGUAAAGAACAGCCUCAAUCGCAGGUUCGUUUUCCAUCCCCCGUCUGGAGAAAAAAGACCUUACAUCGCCGUGGAUUCUUACAAGCCUCCUCCCCACCAGCAGCAGCAACAACAGAAAGAUGGCCGCAUAGAGAGUGACUUUCUUGUGCAUCAGGUUACCGUCCAGACCCCCUUUCAGAUUGAGGUUUUGUUUGAGAGCGGAAGCUUUCACGACCGGCCCAACCAGCUGGUGGGCUCAGUCCUGACUGAAGAGCUGGAGAAGAGGAAGGUAGCUUUUGACGAAAAGUUUGAGACGACUUUUGGGCUUCAGACCAAGGGGUUCGCUCCAUCCCAGGUGAAGUUCAGCAAGGCUGCUUUAAGUAACAUGGUUGGAGGGAUGGGAUACUUCUUUGGGCAGUCUGUGGUCCAGUCUGUUUAUAAUGAGCACCCCUUGCUGUACCCUGAGGGUGCUUUGUUCACUGCCGUGCCCUCCCGCUCUUUCUUCCCAAGGGGCUUCCUGUGGGACGAGGGCUUCCACCAGAUUCUCCUGAACAGAUGGGACCCGCAGGUCACGCGGGAGGCUGUGGCACACUGGCUGGACUUGAUCAAUGUGGAAGGUUGGAUCCCACGUGAGCUGAUCUUAGGCGACGAGGCGCGCAGCAAGGUCCCGUCGGAGUUUGUGGUGCAGCGAAAUGAGAAUGCGAACCCCCCUACAAUGUUCCUGCUCUUAGAGGAGCUGGUUGAGCAACUGGAGACCCAGCGAGAUUUGCCACUUUAUGAGGAAACUCUAAAAUUCCUGCGCAGGCUCUUCCCCAGGCUGCAGACGUGGUUCGAGUGGUAUAAUACCACUCAGGUUGGUCCCUUGCCAAACUCGUACCGUUGGCGAGGCAGAGACAAGGACACCAACCUGUUCCUCAACCCAAAGACCUUAACGUCCGGACUGGAUGACUACCCACGUGCCUCGCAUCCGUCUACAGAAGAGAGGCACGUCGACCUGCACUGCUGGAUGGUGCUGUCGUCGAGGAUCAUGCGAAAUAUAGCUCAACUGCUUGGCGAGCCCCAUCAGGAGUAUGAGCGCACUCACCUAACACUGAACGACAACAACCUCCUGAAUGAGCUGCACUGGUCCGAACAGCACCGUGCGUUCUGCGACUACGGAAAUCACACCCAGGCUGUGUCGCUACAGCAGGAAAAAGUGUUCGUGCCACCUGGACAGCCGAGGCACCAGUUCCCAGUGGCACGUCUGGUGCGUUACGUACGUAAAGCUCCUAAGCUACAGUAUGUGAAUGCUCUCGGCUACGUUAGCCUGUUCCCCUUCCUGCUUCAUGUACUGACCCCUGAUUCCCCAAAGCUGCAACACGUGUUAAGGGACAUUCGGGAUCCCGACCGCUUGUGGACGCCCUACGGCCUCCGAUCGCUCUCUCGUGCAGAUCCCCUCUACAUGAAGCGCAACACUGAGCAUGACGCCCCCUACUGGCGUGGAGCUAUAUGGAUCAACAUCAACUACCUGGCAAUACGGGCACUGCACCACUACAGCAGCGUGGAGGGACCUUACCAAGAAGACGCUGCGUCCCUGUAUCAAGAGCUCAGGACUAAUGUCAUUAAUAAUGUUUACAAGCAGUACCAGGAAACUGGCUACAUCUGGGAACAAUACAAUGACAGCACAGGCAGGGGGCAGGGCAGCCACCCGUUCACAGGCUGGUCUGCUCUGACUGUGCUCAUUAUGUCUGAACAGUACUGAUUCAUCUGCAUUUUCACGAUUCAGUGUUCUAUUAUCAAGCAGCUAAAAAAAUGUGCCAUUAAUUGUCUCAGCAAACAUUAUCUGUGAUUGACUAAAUGUUUAACUAUGUGAAAAUUCGAGAAAACCUCUCUUUAAGUGCAAUCACUGGAUACCAGAGAUCAAGAUCAAGAUCUCGCUUCAGCAAACAGACUAUUUUAUAAGUAUGGAGGAAAUUUUAUAAAUCAGACUUUCUAUAAAAUGGAUGUAUUGCAGAAACGUUUCUCCUGUAAAGCCAACUGAACGACAAGUCAUUCCUCAGGUGUGAAUUGCCACGGGCUUUGUGAGUGUUCCAGAAUGUGCAGACAAAAGAAUUUAAUGUAAUCGAACCGUAAUUAUGCAGUGCAGUCUUUUUGUUGCAGAAUUCGGGCGUGUUCAAAGGAAUAAAUCAAUAACUUCCUACAAGGUCUUUCUUCAGUUUAAUUGAGUUCUGUACUGAAUGCCAAAAACUUCAACCCAGCACAAGCAGCCAUUCAAACAAGGUUUGUCAUGUUCUUUGAAAAAUGUCCUUCGGGUGUCGCAGUGUUUCCCAUUAGAAUCUUGGUAAUAUUGACAUAAAUAAUAAAUAGUAGUGCCAUGG
This is a messenger RNA of Astyanax mexicanus (Mexican tetra), 3358 nucleotides long. RefSeq names its product mannosyl-oligosaccharide glucosidase (gene mogs). The record is from RefSeq and is a predicted model, not a curated record. Bases 205 to 2742 code for a protein of 845 amino acids. Gene Ontology annotation, biological process: protein N-linked glycosylation; oligosaccharide metabolic process. Gene Ontology annotation, cellular component: endoplasmic reticulum membrane. Gene Ontology annotation, molecular function: Glc3Man9GlcNAc2 oligosaccharide glucosidase activity. The transcript has 5 exons. Lineage: Eukaryota; Metazoa; Chordata; Actinopteri; Characiformes; Acestrorhamphidae.